AACUUAGCUGCUGGCCAUAUGCCGACUGCUGCCGACUUGGAAACGCGUAAGAUGGCGGCGCCCAAUGUUGAUGAUCGACGGAAGGCUCUCAAGGAAACUUUCGAUGUGCUGUUGGAAAUGUCCCAACUGCUCAACACAGGCCUGGACGCACAGUCGCUGGCGCUGUGUGUCCGACUGUGCGAGAGUGGCGCAAACCCCGAAGCUCUGGCCGGCCUCAUCAAGGAGCUACGCGCCCGAACGGCGCCCAACGUCACCACUUGGAGCCUGCGCCCUGAACAUGCCGAGCGGUGACUGAGCAGGUCUUCUCCUUAAGAACGCUGCUGGCCUCCAAGAUUACUCCAGGAGUGGCUGUGGUUACCCCUGCUCGCUACUCUGCAAAUCAAUGAGAACGGCUUUGCGUAGCUGCUUCAAAACUCUGUGGCACCUGUGCGCUUCGGUCACUGAGUCUUUUCGUCAAAGGCAGAAGCACCACACUUCUGGGCCGCCAUGUGUCCGCAAGUGAACCACGAGGAAGCGGCCAGCGGCAUACAAGUUGUUUCUGAAAUGCACUUAAGGCUUUCUCGUGUGCUGUCCAUUCAACAUAGCAUUACGGGAUCAGUGUUACUUUUACUGGGGGUGUCCAGACCUCCCUUCAACUCCAGGUAGCAAAAAUUAAGUCAACAUUGUUACCGAACAGUGGCAUCAUAUGCUGGAAUAUAUGCAACCUGUUUAUUUACCUUCUUAAUUUAUUGUCUGACACAUCUUAGGAUAGUUUGCUUUAAUUUUGGAAACCUUGAACAAUUCACUCACAGCAAUAAAAGAUUGCAAUGCAGUGUCAA
This is a messenger RNA of Dermacentor andersoni, 818 nucleotides long. RefSeq names its product mitotic-spindle organizing protein 1-like. Gene Ontology annotation, biological process: microtubule nucleation by interphase microtubule organizing center; mitotic spindle assembly; gamma-tubulin complex localization. Gene Ontology annotation, cellular component: gamma-tubulin ring complex; spindle; centrosome. The record is from RefSeq and is a predicted model, not a curated record. NCBI's taxonomy places the organism in Eukaryota, Metazoa, Arthropoda, Arachnida, Ixodida, Ixodidae.